Olea europaea var. sylvestris is the source of this 1974-nucleotide messenger RNA. RefSeq names its product serine/threonine-protein phosphatase PP1 isozyme 3-like. The coding region runs from base 236 to 1264 and encodes 342 amino acids. The record is from RefSeq and is a predicted model, not a curated record. The transcript has 4 exons. Gene Ontology annotation, molecular function: protein serine/threonine phosphatase activity. Gene Ontology annotation, cellular component: cytoplasm; nucleus. Lineage: Eukaryota; Viridiplantae; Streptophyta; Magnoliopsida; Lamiales; Oleaceae.
UCCAUCCCUUUAUUUUCCAGGGACGUCCAUAAGCACGAAUCACGAAUGUAACCCCCAAAAGCAUCUUCUAAACCAUAGCUAAAAUUUCCACAAAAAAGGGCUACACCACAAAUCUAAACCGUAAACACUCCAAGAACCCACAGAUGACCGACCCUUGUUCUCGAUGACACACAACAUCAAGAAAACUAUAACUUUUCUCUUCGUAGAAACAUAGUAAAGGAAGAGAAAGAAAAAAAUGGAUUCUGCCGCUCUUGAUUAUGUAAUUAAUCAUUUGCUUGAGGUUAAAGAGAAGCCGGGGAAGCAAGUGCAGCUCUCGGAGUCAGAGAUCAAGCAGCUUUGUUUGCAGUCUAAAGAGAUUUUCUUGCAACAGACUAAUCUUCUUGAGCUUGAGGCACCCAUUAAGAUCUGUGGAGACAUUCAUGGUCAAUAUUCUGAUCUUCUUAGACUCUUUGAAUAUGGUGGAUUACCCCCCAAAUCUAAUUACUUAUUCUUGGGGGAUUAUGUGGACCGCGGGAAGCAAAAUCUGGAAACAAUCUGUCUUCUACUUGCCUAUAAGAUAAAGUAUCCUGAAAAUUUCUUCCUUUUGAGGGGAAACCAUGAAUGUGCAUCAGUAAAUCGUAUAUAUGGAUUUUAUGAUGAGUGCAAACGAAGAUUUAAUGUGAAGCUAUGGAAAACAUUCACAGAUUGUUUUAAUUGCCUACCUGUGGCAGCUGUUAUAGAUGAAAAGAUAUUGUGCAUGCAUGGUGGACUCUCUCCUGAUCUGCAUGAUCUGAAUCAAAUUAGAAAUAUGCAACGUCCAAUUGAUGUUCCAGAAACUGGUUUACUUUGUGAUCUACUUUGGUCAGAUCCCAGUAAAGAUGUCAAAGGGUGGGGAAUGAGUGAUAGGGGAGUUUCCUAUACAUUCGGUCCUGAUACGGUAACCGAAUUCCUUCAAAAGCAUGAUCUUGAUCUUAUAUGCCGUGCCCAUCAGGUUGUUGAAGAUGGUUAUGAGUUUUUUGCUGAUAGACAGCUUGUCACAAUAUUCUCAGCCCCCAAUUACUGUGGAGAAUUUGACAAUGCCGGUGCCAUGAUGAGUGUGGAUGAAACUUUAAUGUGCUCAUUUCAAAUACUGAAGCCUGCAGAAAAGAAGCCAAAAUUUGGAUUUGGGAGCACUGCUACAGCUAAACGAGGAACUCCUCAAACAAAAACAAAGUGUGGAUUAAUUUUAGUGCAAACCCUUCUACAAGCUUCAAAUGCCAAAAACUUCCAUCACUUCCCCUCCUAAGCAGCUGCCUCUCGAAAGAUCAAAGGGGUUAAAAAGUGUGCCUUUGUGAGGGCCGAGGGUGUGACCAGUCGAAAUGUACCCCAAAAGUUGCUCGAGUGGUGGAAGUUACGUUAUGAUCAACAAGUAGAAUAUGAGGUUUGCAUUUUGCGAGCUGACAAUUUGGAUAAUAAAGUUCAAAUCUUUGGAGAAAAGAUUUGGUUCUCUUUAGAGGAAGCUAAGAAAGAGAGCGCCAAAUACAAGGAGUUGAGCGAAGGUGCUAAAGUUUAUGCUAUCAAGGAGGCUACAAUGUUGGCCGAUGUUAUGAAGUUUUCUAAGGACUUGGAGUGGGCCAAGGAAAACCAUGAGGCUUAUGCCAAAAUGACUGAUCGUGAGAUUUUAAGACUUAGAGAGGAGCUUCAGUUGGUAAAAGAUGAGCAGUUUUUUACCUCGAAAGAUCUUGAGAAUGCAAGGAAUGAAAUGGCUUCAGUUGGUAAAAGAUGGGCAAUUUGUUACCUCGAAAGAUAUUGAGAAUGCGAGGAAUGAAACUAGCAUUCAAUUAAAACUUUAUCAUAGGUGGAAAGAAACUUGCCUUCAAUUGAAAAUUUAUCAUAGGCAGAAAGAAACUUGCCUUCAACCCCUUUCAUAUGCUUUUUAUAAAUAUUGUCAAUGCGUUCCUUUUUCUGGUCUUGGCUCAUUGUAAGAGUUUUGAUAUCCAUACUUUCCCUUUUAUA